AUGCCCCCUGAGUCAUCUCACUCCGCUUCAUCUUCUCCUCUAUCGGGCCACAAAGAAGAUAGCGAGACAUCUGUGGACUCUUCCACGGAAGCCCCAAGAUCUGACGACUUCGCAUCCUCCAGAUUGUUGUUCAAGUUGGAGGAGCAUCCCGUAGACCAAGGCCAGGAUCUCAAAGUUGCAGUCAUAGGUGCCGGCAUAUCCGGAAUCACUGCUGGCGUGCUACUCCCUAUCAAAGUCCCUGGCAUCCAGCUCACCAUCAUAGAAAAGAACGCUGACGUUGGAGGCAAUUGGCUAGAAAACUCCUAUCCUGGCGUCCGAUGCGAUAUUCCCGCCCACGUGUACCAGUCCACCUUCGAGCCAAACAUAGCAUGGACCGAGGAGUACGCUCAAGGCUAUGAGAUCAGGGACUAUUGGCAACGAGUGGCACGUAAGUAUGGUGUGUACGAGCGGCUUCGCACUAAAACAAAAGUUAUUGCUGCCGUAUGGGACAAGGAAAGUGCGCAGUGGCAAUUGGAACUGGAAGAUCUGGUGGCUGGACGGAGCUACAGCGAAACAUUCGAUGUAGUGAUCGCGGCGAUAGGCCGAUUCAAUGCAUGGAGGCUACCUCAAUAUUCUGGGAUUGAGUCAUUUGCCGGUCCACUUCGUCAUGCAAGCAACUGGGAUCCUUACUUCGAUCCCAAAGGAAAGUCUGUUGCGGUCAUAGGGAACGGGGCGAGUGGUAUCCAAGUGACGACAAGUCUUCAGCCAAUCGUCAGCCGACUCGAUCACUACGCAAGAAGCCCCACUUGGAUUGCAGGUUCUUUUGCUGGAGAGGGAGACGGAAGAAAACUCGAGCCUAAUCAUUACUCGCCUGAGCUGUUACAGUCUUUUCAAGAUCCUGAGGUGUACCUUGACUUCCGCAGGAAAUUUGAAGAAAAGUUCUACGUAAGAUUUGACGCGAUUCUGAGAAACUCCAAGGCGAACCAAAAAUUGAAAGAAGAGUUCGUGGCAUCGAUGACGGAACGAAUCAAAGACAAACCUGGUCUACUUGAACAUAUCGUACCGGAUUUCUCGCCGAACUGUCGGCGACUUACCCCUGGGCCAGGCUACCUGGAAGCCUUGACUCAGCCGAAUCUUGACUUCAUCCGCAUACCAAUCACCCGAUUCACCAAAGAUGGAAUCGUGACAGCAGAUGGUGUUGAGCGGAAAGUCGACGCCGUCAUCUGCGCUACGGGAGCAAACAAAGACCUACUCCCACCAUUCCCCAUCACCGUUCCCGGAGUCGGCUCCUUACAAGACACAUGGACACCCAGCACCUACACAUACCUCGGUCUAGCAACUCCAUCCUUCCCAAACCUCCUGUUCAUCCAAGGACCCAACGCCACCGGCUUCAGCGGGACCGUGCCAAACCAGAUCGAGACGCAAGUGACCUACAUCGCCCAACUACUCCGCAAAGUCACACAACAGCGUCUCAAAACCUUCGUCCCUUCCAAAGCGGCGACCGACGAUUUUGUAGCCUACAGCGACGCUUUCUUCGCUCGCACCGUCUGGACAGAAGGAUGUAGCUCGUGGGCGAAAGGUGCGAAACCGGGUUCGAGGAUCCAUGGGCAUUGGCCGGGAAGUGCUUCGCAUCUGAAUUUCGUGAGGCGAAAUCCACGGUGGGAGGACUGGGAGUGGACGUAUAGGUCUAGUAGUGGGAAUCGGUUUGCUUAUUUUGGGAAUGGGAGGGUGGGGAGGGAAGAGAGGGAAGAUGGUGAUCCACCGCAUCCGGAUCUUGUGAGGUACUUGAAGCGGCCGGAUUUAAUCGAUUUGAGGAUUUAUCAUGAGGAGUGGUUUGAAGUCUAG
Molecule: messenger RNA, 1824 nt
Organism: Bacidia gigantensis
Lineage: Eukaryota; Fungi; Ascomycota; Lecanoromycetes; Lecanorales; Ramalinaceae
Exons: 3
Coding region: 1-1824 (607 amino acids)
Molecular function (GO): N,N-dimethylaniline monooxygenase activity; NADP binding; flavin adenine dinucleotide binding
Source: RefSeq, a predicted model, not a curated record